AUGGAUGUUUUCGACGGAAACAAAUCCCUCAACACAAUUCUCCUCCUCAUCACAACCAUAAUCGUCGCAAAACUCAUUUCAUCAUUCAUCAUCCCCAAAUCCCGCAAACGCCUCCCCCCAAUUCUUCCAGGAUGGCCCAUCAUCGGCGGCCUCUUCCGUUUCCUCAAAGGUCCAAUCUUUAUGCUCCGUGAACAAUACCCUAAACUCGGAGCCGUUUUCACCUUGAGAAUCUUCCACAAAAACAUCACCUUUUUGAUUGGUCCUGAGGAGCAGUUUAGGUUUUUUACGGAAGCGCUUAGGGUUAAUAAGCUUAAGAGUUAUGUUAAUCAGAUGGUUUCUGAAGCUCAGGACUAUUUCUCAAAGUGGGGAUCAAGUGGUGAAGUUGAUUUGAAGUAUGAACUUGAGCAUCUGAUCAUCUUGACAGCCAGUAGAUGUCUGUUGGGACGUGAAGUUCGUGACAAGCUCUUUGACGAUGUCUCUGCAUUGUUCCAUGACCUCGACAAUGGAAUGCUUCCAAUCAGUGUUCUUUUCCCAUACCUACCAAUCCCAGCUCACAGACGCCGAGACAACGCACGCAAGAAGCUCGCUGAAAUUUUUGCAAACAUUAUAACUUCACGAAAAGGUUCUGACAAAUCAGAGGACGACAUGCUGCAGUGCUUCAUUGACUCAAAAUACAAAGACGGCCGCCCUACAACAGAAUCCGAAGUCACUGGUCUCCUCAUUGCUGCUCUGUUUGCGGGGCAGCACACCAGUUCAAUCACCUCAACUUGGACCGGAGCAUAUCUCCUGUGUAACAAACAGUACCUUUCUGGUGUGGUGGAGGAGCAGAAGAACUUGAUGGCGAAACACGGCGAUAGAGUUGAUCACGAUGUUUUGGCCGAGAUGGACGUCUUGUAUAGGUGCAUUAAAGAAGCCUUGAGACUCCACCCUCCAUUGAUUAUGCUGCUUCGAAGCUCACACAGCGAUUUUAGCGUCACUACCAGAGAAGGGAAAGAGUAUGACAUUCCCAAGGGUCAUAUAGUUGCAACAUCCCCUGCAUUUGCAAACAGGUUACCUCAUAUUUUCAAUGAACCCGAUAAGUAUGAUCCUGAUAGGUAUGCUGUAGGGAGGGAAGAAGACAAGGCGGCAGGGGCAUUCUCGUACAUUUCCUUUGGAGGUGGUAGACAUGGAUGCCUUGGAGAGCCUUUUGCAUAUCUGCAGAUUAAAGCAAUUUGGACUCAUCUUCUUAGAAACUUUGAACUGGAGCUUCUCUCACCUUUCCCUGAGAUUGAUUGGAAUGCCAUGGUUGUUGGAGUGAAAGGAAAAGUUAUGGUCCGAUACAAGCGAAGGGAGCUUUCUGUUGAUCAAUAG
This is a messenger RNA of Vicia faba (fava bean), 1350 nucleotides long. Lineage: Eukaryota; Viridiplantae; Streptophyta; Magnoliopsida; Fabales; Fabaceae. The record is from the annotation of a GenBank genome assembly.